AUGGCUGAUCGAUAUGUGUACGAACCACUGCGACACGAGGACUCCAUCCGCCUGGUCGAAGUGGCUGGCAAUGCGGACACGGCUGCUCCUCUAUCAUGCCGGCUAGUCGAAGCGCGAUUGUCUGACGAACCUAGAUACUCAGCAAUUUCGUACACCUGGGAGGACCAGACACCGGAUCAAGAGAUCCAUGUUGACGGAAGGGUCCUGUUGAUCACGAAGAACUGUGAAGCAGCUUUACGACGCUUCCGGCCGGCUCUUGAGCAUGAGAAGGCCGUGCUUUGGAUAGAUCAGGUUUGCGUGUCGCAGAGCGAUGCUGCUGUAGAAGAGCGAAACCACCAGGUCGGCAUAAUGGGCAAGACCUACGCGGCAGCAGAGAUCGUGCUGACAUGGCUGCACCAUUCACGACUCCGCAUUGAGAGGUACGAGGAAUGUUUGUACGCGGCGACGUGGCUUGCCGGUUACGCAGAGCUCGCACAUAUCCAGGACUGCGAGGAGCGCGAUCGGAAGUUGAUCGCUUGGAUAGAGGAGAACAAUCCACUGUUCCUUGACGAGGCUUUGGACGAAUUCUAUUGGCAAACGCCGUGGUUCAAUCGCCUCUGGUGUGUGCAGGAAGUGGCCUUGAGUCAGCGAGCAGUUUUCGUAUGGGAAGACGUUAUGAUUGACCCCUGGGCACUGUCAGAGGCCAACGACCGUACACGCCAGAUUCUCAAAAGGCUUAACAAGAGUGAAACAACUGCGUAUCGAGUCACAUGGACGGUUAUAGGCCUUACGAAAGUGUACUUGGAAGCACGAGGCAACCUGAGUUGGACGCCGAGCCUGCUGGUAAAACUCGCUUCCAAGCCGGAAGACAACGCCUUCGCGCUUCACGGAUUACUGACUGCGGCCGGGGUCCCGCUGCCCGCCCCGGACUAUAGCAUGCCGCUCGCGGAAAUCUACUGGCACUACACGGUACAGAUCAUGAAGAGCGGAGGCCUCGGCUUGCUUGAGGGUCUGACAGGACUGGAACAGCUGUCAUCGGCGCCGUCGUGGGUGGCCAAUUGGAACUAUGCUGCUAACUACGUCAAAUUCAAGCCGGCACCACAGCGAGAAUUUCGUUACCACUACGACGUCCAGUUUGCGGAAAACGAUCGUCACUUGCUAGUGCGAGGAGUGUCCAACGACAUGGUAUCUCAACGAGCCAGAUUCCGCUCACUGGACCUGGUCGAUCCUGCUCGCGAGCUCACCAGUCUGUUGGAUGUCCCGUCAUUGGAAGAUUUCUGGAGAGAAGCCAUCGAGACGUCUAUCGAAUGCAGCGAAGCCCUGGUCCUGAUGUGGAACCUCAAGGCUCUCAAGUCUUUCGUCGGAUUGGCGCAGACGACCAAUAAAUUGACAGACCCGAGAAAAGAGGAAGACGCCGGCAGCGGGAGAGAGAUGUUUGAACUGCUCCGCACGUCGAGAGCGAUCGCUUCUGAAACCAUCGAUUUCCCAGCUUUUACUCGUCUCAUCUCCCACAUCCGAGGCCGGUCACUUAUUGCUCCAGACCACGAAGUGCCUCUCACCGGGUCCACCCUGGACGACCAAAUACUCGCUCUCUCGACCAACCCUAAGCACGCGGCAUGGCAGGAGCGAAUCGAGCUCCAGAUUUUACGCACCGUCCGAGCCCAUCCGACAAGCUGGGCCGCUUUCCUCGUCAUCACCCUGUCGUUUCGCUACCAGACCAUGUUUCGCACAGAGUCUGGAAAACUGGGGCUCGCUCCGCACUCGAUCGCUGCUGGGGACAGCGUCUUUAUGUGUCAAGGCUCCUGGGCACCUGCGAUUAUUCGAAGGGAAGGUGAGCACUAUCGUUGGGUGACUUCGAGGGCGUACAUCAUGGAUCGGAUGGAGUACGAUAUUUAUCCAGAAGACGACGACAAGCUGCAGUAUUACACUUUCGUAUAG
This is a messenger RNA of Saxophila tyrrhenica, 1917 nucleotides long. RefSeq lists its product as uncharacterized. The record is from RefSeq and is a predicted model, not a curated record. The transcript has 2 exons. Bases 1 to 1917 code for a protein of 638 amino acids. Lineage: Eukaryota; Fungi; Ascomycota; Dothideomycetes; Mycosphaerellales; Extremaceae.